AUGAGGGAUACCUCACAGAGUGGAGAUUCCGAUCGCAUCCAGGCAACCACUGACGAUGACGAUGAAGACGUGGUUGGAUGUCUUCCAAGAGUUUUAUCAAGCAGUCAUCGUGAAGUCAUUGAGAACAUUGUGAAAUCUUUGCCGGAAAUUGUUGAAAGCGGUAAAGAUGAUGUUUUGGAUAAUGAUUUUGAUCGUUACGCUCGACUUCUCGAUAUUUAUCAGGAACAACCGAAUCUUCUUGAUUGUAUUAUUCCUACCCUUUUAAAGACGUUAGAGUCGUACAUCAUCCUUUCUUCCUCAGGUAGUUCUCAGAAAGGUUUGAACAAAUUGUCGAUCACUGCGCUGCAUUAUAUUUCACAUCUGACGAAAGUUCGUGGAUAUAAAGUUAUUGUGAGGCUUCUUCCACAUCACGUCUCGUAUCUUGAUAAACUUCUAACUACUUUGGAGCAGUACCAGGGAAACAUAGGUAGCGAUUUGUACGAACGUCAUAUGCUGCUAUUGUGGUUGUGGAUUGUCUGUAAGAAUCCAUUCGAUUUCCGAAGGUUCGAUCCGGCAGGACAAACGGGAUCCACCAUUAGCCGUAUUCUUGCUGUAGCCAAUUCUUAUCUGAAGUAUCCGUGGGCGUCCACGCAUACUGCGGCUGCUCUAAUAAUUGCACAGUGUUUGGCUCGUCAUGACGGAAUUCCUCUCAUCCCCGUGACAGUGGAGGAGUGUAGGAGACAUAUAGCCGAGAAUUCACCAAAUCUUUUAGGCUAUGCACUGCUCAUUUGUGCUAUUCUCAAGCAUGUAGACAGGAAGCAUCUUCUACCUCAUGUGUCUGCAGUACGCGAAGCCGCUGAAUCCCACUUCGUCGCCAAAAAAUCCGGAACGGAUGCAUUGACAAGGAAAAUAUUCAUUAAAAUGGUUCAGAGACUUGCUUUAGUCGCUCUGAAACCAAGAUUAGCUGCUUGGAGAUAUCGCCGUGGUAAGCGACGUCUUGAAGAGAAUCUAAAAUCGACAAACAAAUCGAUUGUCGAUGUAGCUGAUAUCGAUCUGCGUAGUAAGAAUGGUAGUCGAUUAGGUGGAGAGGAGCUCAUAUGUGAUGAGGAACAAGAGUGCGAGCAUCCUGGCGAAGUGGUUGAAUGGGCAAUUGGUUGUGUUUUGCAUGCCCUUUCGGAUGACCACACGACCGUGAGGUGGUCCGCCGCCAAAGGAGUAGGGCGAAUCACCGCUAGACUUCCAAAAGACCUAGCUGUUCAAGUAGUUGAUUCGGUACUGUCUUCGUGUUUUCAUCGUCUUGCCGGACAUUGCUCAUGGCAUGGCGGUUGUUUGGCGCUGGCUGAGCUUUCACGUCGUGGAUUUCUUUUACCAGAAGCACUUGAUAAGGCUUUCCCUAUAGUCCAACAAGCACUGUUUUAUGAGGAGCCUAUGGGACGACACGCACUUGGUAGCAAUGUCCGUGAUGCUGCCUGUUAUGUGCUAUGGGCUUUUGCUCGCGCAUACGAACCGGAAGAACUAAAGAGUUUCAUAGAAACUGUGGCUACUAGUUUGAUGUGUGUUGCGUUAUUUGAUAGAGAGGUAAACCUGCGCCGUGCUGCUUCUGCCGCAUUUCAAGAGAACGUCGGUCGUCAAGCGAAUUUUCCGGAUGGAGUUGCCUUGCUGACUAUUGCGGACUACUUCGCAGUAGGAAAUCGUUUGCGGUGUUACACUAAAGUCUGUGUGGAAGUUGUUCGUUUCCCCAAAUAUGCCGAAGCUAUAGUUGAUCAUCUGCUUGAAAAUAAGAUUGUUCACUGGGACGAAGUUAUCCGUGAACAAGCGGCUAAAGCUCUCGGCCUACUUGCUCCUCAUCAACCCUACUACCUCUCGGCUAAACUUGACAACCUCCUUUGCGGUUGCAACUCACCAAAUCCUGUCCACAGGCACGGUUAUUUAUUGGCUCUUUCACACUCUUUGCAAGGUUUGCUGUCAAAUGGGUAUCAUUGCGACAAAGAAGUUUUGCGACAUGCUAUUUCAUUGCCAUGGAAACUGCGCCAGGAAAGUGAGAAGCUGAAAAUCUUCGGAGGAGAAUUGACACGUCUUGCUUUGUGUGCGUUUAUUCGAUGCUUAGCUGCCAUUCCAGUGCCGUUAGAUGCAGAUGAGAUCGAAAAGUGGCAAGAACGUCUCCUAGUUUUUGCUUGUGACGAUACAGCAGCCGUAAGAUCUGCAGCAGCUUCUGCGGCUUCCACAUUUUUUCCUGCAUAUUAUACUGAGAGGUUGUUAGACGGGAUCACUACUUCUGUGAAACUAUUCGCAUCUAAGAUAGCAAAUACUCGCAAGGAGAAUGAACGGAUUGGGGUUUGCUCAUUGGUCACAUAUCUACCUCCACAGUUCACCAGUCAGGAACUGUUCAGUGCAAUUUGUGGAGUGAUUAUGAAUCAAAGCGAUCUGGAUGCUAAGUGGGCAUUGGCUCGUCGCUCAGCAGUCGAUGCACUGGGAGCAUUGUUUGCUGGUCAACCUUAUGAGAAGUGGACCUCGUCUGUUUUUGACGUUUUGUUUCGUGCUGUCGAGGAUUAUACCACCGAUUGCCACGGAGAUAUUGGGCGUUUGGUACGAAUGUCAGCAAUGUGUGUCAUGACGAAAGUGUUGAGUGUUCCUACAUUAAAAGAAGUUUUCAUCGAAGAAUAUGCUCAGCGCGUAGUGCAGUGCAUGGUACAGCAGAGUGUUGGAAAAAUUGGGCGCAUCCGAGAGACUGCGUGUAAGUGCAUCAUAACACUGCUUUCUUCUAACAUCAUUCGCAGACAUAUUGCACAUGCAGAUGAACUUUCAGUCAUUUAUCAUAAUGAGCAUGACUUCAUACAGGACUCUAUCUUUCUCUCAAUGGCUCCGCUUUUACUAUGCGAGAACUACUAUCAAGAUCUUAUUUGUGGCCUAGUAAUUUCUGCAGGAGGAGUCAGCGAAGGAACAACAAUGCGUGCUUCCCAAGCGUUAAUGGAAUAUCAAGCUUCGAUUUCGAAAGACAUUAAGUUAUUGGAGCGAUUCCUCGGAUCAGUGGCAGAUUUGUUUGAUGCGGGUCGCAAAGUUCCACGAAUAGGAAAUAGUGUUCUACGUUUGCUUCCUCAGAUUUUAUCAAGAUUGUACGUUCUCGAAGAAAAUCCUGACGCAUCAGGAGCUCUUUCACGCAUUCUUUUACAGUUAACGAAGAUUGUGAAUUCGCGACAGGCGUCACCAGCUCGGAUAAAAAGUGCCUUGAAUUCUUUGUGUUCUCUUUUAGGAUGUAAACGAUCUAGUCAAACUUGGCGGAUUGCGGCUCAGUUGGUAAUACGGGCCCUUUCGAAUCCGUUACCGGUCAUUAGAAGAGCUGCUGCCGAAGGACUGUAUGAAAAUGUCUGUCUUAGCGACGUGGAUGAUCAGGUCCUGAUGCUUUUAUCGGAGACCGUCUGGCAAGAAACCUCAGCUCCUGCGAUGGCUUUGAUUCAGCAGGCAGCACAAACCAUUGAAGACAUUCUUCUUUCAGAAAAAAGAUCGAUUAUUUCAUGA
Necator americanus (New World hookworm) is the source of this 3495-nucleotide messenger RNA. RefSeq lists its product as uncharacterized. NCBI's taxonomy places the organism in Eukaryota, Metazoa, Nematoda, Chromadorea, Rhabditida, Ancylostomatidae. Gene Ontology annotation, biological process: adherens junction assembly; microtubule cytoskeleton organization; tubulin complex assembly. Gene Ontology annotation, molecular function: beta-tubulin binding; GTPase activator activity. The transcript is spliced from 27 exons. The record is from RefSeq and is a predicted model, not a curated record. The coding region runs from base 1 to 3495 and encodes 1164 amino acids. Gene Ontology annotation, cellular component: lateral plasma membrane.